UUACUCUCGGGGGAGGAGAAGAAGGCGAGAUGUGAAGCGGAAUACAACUUUCACCCUUUGAUAUUUUCCUCCUCGGCCAUUUCCCUUACUCGUCACCAUGGAUAAACUGACGAUCAUCUCCGGCGCGCUGUUCCUUGCCGCUGACGUGUUCGCGGUGGUGAGCCUCGCCAUGCCCGACUGGAUUGUUUCUGACAUUGGAGGUGAUACUCGCCUGGGACUGCUAUGGACAUGUGAGACUUUAUAUAAUAGAUCUCAGGUCUGCUAUGCACCUUCCCUUGGAGGAGCAUGGCUGGUGACACUAGGAUGUGUACUUUUGGGGUGUGUGUGUGUGACGGCAACCAUUGUUUUGCUGGCUCUCUCACACUGCCGAAUCAGUCUCUACAUCAUGGCCUAUGCCCGUUGGGUUGGGUUCACGGCAAUGGUCCUGUUCUGCCUGGCUGCAGUCGUCUUUCCAAUGGGAUUUUAUGUUGAAGAGAUAGGCGGAGAACCUUAUCAACUCCCAAACAGUUUCCAGGUCGGAUAUUCUUACAUAUUUUUUGUGCUAGCUCUUUGGAUGACAGUGGUUUCAGAGCUUUUUGCUGGAAAAGUCUGCCUACCUAAUUUUUAAGUCAUGCAUAUUGAAAAUUGGUGGACAAUGAGCUUUGUAUGAUAAACUUUUUUCUCGUGAGAGAAAGUAAAGAAGAAAAGAAAUAUGAAGGUAUUGAAAUGUGAAAUACCAGAAAAAUGUAAAUAGACAAAAUAAUUGAGAUCUUGUUCAUUUCCAAGUUAUCUGUGAUGUUUGGGACUUGAUAUAGUCAUAAUACAAAGUAACAAGAAGACUAUUAGAAGGAGUAGGUAUAUUUUUGGGUUCUUUUUUCCCCUUUUCUGUUUUAGGUAAUGUACAGGAGCUUUAGUAUUGAACCAAUUAUUUUUUUUCCCAUCAUUUAUAAAUUUGCCAAGCAGUAUGUGAUAUGACUUAUGUGUGACGAUUUGCUACAUUGCUAUUUUAAAGUAAUGUAAUUUUAGUGAAAUAGAUUUUGAAUUACUGGUUUGAUAUUUCGUUUUUUGUUUACAUUUAUAUUGAAUGUAUUGCAAUUUUAGGCACCAAACUUGCUUAAAGUUAUUCCAGAUAAAGAAAGUACAUAUCUAGACAGUGAGAUUUUUAAUUCCAUAAAGCCAUGGAUCACAAUAGGCUUUGAUGACGUAAAAUAACUUAACUGAAAUGUAAUGGUUAUAUAGCUACUAAUUUUUUGUGUUAUGUUGUAGGGAUAAUAGUUAAUGUCAGAACAGAUCUGAGAAAUUGGUGAAAGUUUUGAAUGUGUAUUUUGUCCUUUGUGUUAGUUAUUAGUUUUCUGAAAAUGAACUGUCAAAGAAAAUAGUAUUUUUCCCCCUUUUUUUUUUUUUUUUUUUUUUUUU
Molecule: messenger RNA, 1395 nt
Organism: Penaeus chinensis
Lineage: Eukaryota; Metazoa; Arthropoda; Malacostraca; Decapoda; Penaeidae
Product: modulator of smoothened protein-like
Exons: 5
Coding region: 98-607 (169 amino acids)
Biological process (GO): negative regulation of smoothened signaling pathway
Cellular component (GO): ciliary membrane; Golgi apparatus
Source: RefSeq, a predicted model, not a curated record